This is a messenger RNA of Solea solea (common sole), 3260 nucleotides long. It is a transcript of the gene foxr1, whose product is annotated as forkhead box R1. The transcript is spliced from 8 exons. Gene Ontology annotation, molecular function: sequence-specific double-stranded DNA binding; DNA-binding transcription factor activity. NCBI's taxonomy places the organism in Eukaryota, Metazoa, Chordata, Actinopteri, Pleuronectiformes, Soleidae. Gene Ontology annotation, cellular component: nucleus. Gene Ontology annotation, biological process: regulation of DNA-templated transcription. The record is from RefSeq and is a predicted model, not a curated record. The coding region runs from base 1583 to 2503 and encodes 306 amino acids.
UAUCGCUAUUUUGAUUGGUUUCUUGUGAAAUGUGUUAAAAAAUAAAUUAAAAAAGACUGAACUGCACUAAUGCAGGUCUGGACAAAUGAAAAAGGCUUGUUGUAUAUUCUGAUGUAGAAAAUCUGAUGUAUCAGGAAAUUAACUUGGAAUUGGCAAAAGCAACAAACAUUUUACAAGUAGUCGUCACACAAUGUUUCCCGUAAUGCAAUUUUUUGAGGAUAAUAUUUCAUCAAGGAACGUUUUAACUUAUUUCAUGCUUCAAAUACAACAAUUCUAUUUGCAGUCCACAUGGUAACAGGCCAUGGUGUAGCCCAGGGGUGGGCAAUUAUUUUCCACAAGGGGCCACAUGAGAAACACAAAAUAUCGUUGAGGGCCGAGCCAAAUUUGAAUUCAUUUUAAUUUAAUUAAAAUGAAUUAAACAUUUUAAUUAAAUGAAUUAAACACACACACACAGAGCACCUGCACGCUUACACGCACUAAUGCUGCAAUCACAUCGGAUGAGUUUACAUACGAGUGACGGUGCUUCGCUGGUUAGAUAAUAAACAGGGAGGGAGAUGAUAACUCCUGAACUUAAACCGAGACACUUGUAGAAGAAAAGUACCACGGACCUCGUACUUAACGUUAUCUUCUAUAUAGGCUGCCUCGUCAUCAGAUAAGUUCUUAUAUUUCUCUUCUUGUUUGCUCACGUAGUAGCGAUUCAGAUUGUAAUCCUUAAACACAGCUACUUGUGUACCACAAACUAAGUACACGGCGUUACUUUUGACGCCUGUAAAUAAAUAUUUAGCAGUCCAUGUCUUGUUGAAAAUGCACCAUUCGGAAUUAACUAUUUUUUAACGCGAGUCGACAUUUUUAGGGGGCCAGGGGUAACUGGAUAGCGUCACCAGUCGCUGUGCAGACAGACGCAGAUGCGUGCGUCCAUACGUCAGGCUUUUCGAAAAUAAAAGCAACACAGUUGUAGUGCAUGCGCAGCAUAAAUACUCCCAUCUGUGUUUAUGACUGACAUACCGCGGGCCGGACAGGGACGCUUAAAGGGCCGUAAAAUGCCCAGGUCUGGACUAUGGUUUAAAUCCCGAAGCAAACGUGCGAUUGAUAUUCAUGAAAUCCACUAGCGCACGUCAGUAGCUUACUCCCAUCAUGCCUUUCGCUGUUGAUGGACGCGCCGAGCAAGUCGAGAACGCGGACUGCUCGUUCACAAAACCGAUAGAGAUUAUAGGAGUAACACUACUGCGCAUGCUCUGUGGACCACGCAACCCGAAAAUAAACCCGAAAGUCAAAGGGGCGGUGCUCUAUCCAGUUCUUGUAAUACAUCCAUGAUUUGGACCCAUCAAUUCACAUUCACAACUCUUUUUGAUGUAUGUAUAUAUAAAAAGAUUUAAUUCAAAUAACAAUCUGGCACAAACCUCGACCCUGCAGAGGGUAGAGUGGCUCACUACAGGCUGAUGUUUGUUUGGGUUUAAUUAAGUCUAAUCAGACUGUUGGGCUCCAGCUGCUGCAUCAGUGGCCCACAGCCUAAUCAAAAAACCUGUGCGUCUUCUCAGAGCUGCUGUGAAACUGAGAAACAAAGCAUUACAUAAAUCCAGGUAUGACUUUGCAGCUCAAAACCAAAACUGAGCUCUUUGACCUGCACUGCUCUGUAGGCCUGACAGACUGGGACAUGGACAAGGAGCUGAAACUGGCAACUACAACUGACCAAUUUUUCCAUGAUGACAAAUUGAAUGAGCAGUAUGUUAUCCAGAGGCCCUCAGCAAGAGCUUCCAGAAGAAAAGAUGAGUUCAUUUGGUAUGAUAAAACAUCAGACACCUUUGUGAAGCCGAACCUGUGGCUGUUGGUGAAUCCCGACAUUGCCUGCCCAAUCCAGUGUGAACCGAGUACCGAGGUUCUGCAGACUCCCCAUGAACCUACAGAUGAAAUCCAAAGGCCUCUGCUGAAGCCCGCUCAGAACCAACAUCCACCUUCAAGGCAGCGCCGCAUGUUUGCCCCCCAUCAUGUUUCCGUUAAGGAGGCACUGCUGCAUCCAGUCUCCUCCGCCGCCACCAAGCGCUUGAGGAACAAGGAGGACGUGUCCUGUCGACCAGCCAAGAAUAGACGCAAGGGGAGGACCACCAAAGCCAGGGAGAGUAAGAACCUGAAGCCAGGAUGCUGGCCUCGUCCACCGGUGAAUUAUUGCAUCCUCAUUGCCUUGGCGCUUAAGAGCAGCCACACUGGGAGCCUCAAAGUCCAGCAGAUUUACAACUUCACCAGAGAGCACUUCCCCUUUUUUCAGACCGCUCCAGACGGCUGGAAGAACACCAUUCGACACAACUUGUGCUUUAGCAACAGCUUCUGCAAAACCUGCAACCAACUGUGCAGAGAUGGAAAGAGGAAGUCGUGUUUUUGGCAUCUGACCAUGGAUGGCCAUCGCCGGCUAAAAGACGAGAUCCGUGCACUGGCAGGAGACUCCUUGAAACAGCUGGAGCGGAGCAUGUCACACCCAGAUAUAAUUUGGAGUUUACUUGCAUUGUGACAGCAGUUGUAAAUGUAGUAGUUUGAAUCAGUGCAUAAUAAAGCUCAAUAUACAUAAUGUUUUCAUGCUUCUUGCAUCAUGUUCUUGUAAAUAUGUAGAGAGACAUUCAAUUUUGUAGAAGCUGAGUUAGCGGUAUAUGGCUGCCUGUCAGUCAGGUACAUAAAGCCAGAUUUUUGAAGCAGAUACAGAUAUUUGUGUUUAAGAAAAAGUGAUUUGUUUGAGGUGCUGACAUAUUUAGAUUUGACGUCCCUUGUGUGCUGCCAGUGUAAUUUGCACUUUGGUCAUUUAGAUACUAAUAUCAGCAUGGUGGCAAUUUUAUUAUAUGCCAAGGUAAUCUCACGGUUGAAUUCCUGUCUUUAACUUCAGGUUUGAUUAAGAAGUUGUAUGUUGCUCAAACUAUUUUUCCAGCACUUUUUUUUUUUUUUUUUUUUUUCUCAACACAUUUACAUUUUCAUGUUCUAAUGUCUGAUAAACUCAAACCAAUGUGUUCACAUAACAUAUUUGAUAUUAUCAUGUACCUGCUACCUUGUGUCUCUUGGGUGUAAUAUAUCAUUGUUUCAAGUCUGUAGGUGAAUCUGCUCCCUAUUUUCCAACAAUCAAAUUCUGAACAUAUGGAGACAGGGGUUGAGUAUUUGCUUAGCAAAUGAUUGCACUUUACAAGGAAAUGACUUGAAGCUGGAGGUUCUAUGAGCAGAGGUGUUUCUUACUGAGGACAUUGUCGCACGGACAGCAAAUAGGAGUACUGUGGUGAUGAUGA